UUUCCGGUACGGCAGCCGGAUUGUCUCAAAGUUACCCAACCCGACAUGAAUAAGGAGAGAAAUACACGUUAGCGUAUUUUUUUGAUAUUGCUCUCUAUUCUUCAACCACAACAUUUCCAGCCUUUGUCGAUGACUUGGUAUCACAUUGCCGCAUAGAGGAGCUGCGGACAGGCAGUGGUUUGGUGAUCUAAUGGGUGGAAAGAAGAAGAAAUCGGCGGUGCAAGCGGCUACUUCAGUGGCCCCAUCAGCAGCAGCGGGCAGGACUGCUGCUGCAGCGGCGGCGGAGGAUCCGACGAAACAGUCAGCCAACAACAAGCCGGCUAAACCAGCGAAAGAGAACAAGUCAAAAGCCCCAAAGACCUACAGUCUUGCCAACACUGCCCAGGUUGACACAGGUGGAGUCACGGAUAAGUCCAUUCUUAAAGUUGCCAUCCAAGCUGAACUAGAGAAGAAGAUCAUCAAGCUGAUCAAUGACUUCAGAGAGGAGAAUGGGGACAAAGGGCCCAUAUCCGGCAGACUUACGAACAAAAAGUUGCUGGACCUGUACACGGCUCUGCAGAAGUUCAGCUUUAAGAGAGAGCACAUUGAGGAGGCGAUGAAGAGUAGUGUGCUGUACGGAGGGGAUCUCCACUCUGCUCUCGACUGGCUCUGCCUCAACCUUAAAGAUGAGGAGCUGCCAGAAGGUUUUACCCAGCAGAUGCAGGAGGAGAGUCAGAAGAGCAGGCCCAAGUUCCAGCCUCCUGCUCAGCAGAAAGCUGCAGCCCCGAGCCCCAAAGCACCCAGCAACAACCGCAUAGAGCCCACCCAGACCACAGAGAAGGAUGAAGCUGCAAGCAUGAAGGAUUGGAUUUUACGGUAUGCAGAGCAGAGCAGUGAUGAGGAGGAGGAGCAGGAGGAGGAAGACAAAAGAGGGAAGAAGACACACAACCCUGAACUGGAUGAAAAGUUCGAUCCAAACGACAGGUAUUUGGCCCUUACUGCGCAAUUGUAUGACGCAAAAGAAAUGGCGGCUGUUGCCAAGACAAAGGGAGACAAGGCGGGCCAGAGGAUGGCACAGGACCGGAUACGCAUCAUACAGCAAGAAAUGAAGCCACUGGAGUCCCACCCUGUGUUCAACCCAGCUCUAAAGGUGGUGGACGUGCCUCAGAAGGACAAGAAGAUACUUCCUGUCGCCGAGGAAAAAGCGGAUGCCAGCUUAAACUUAUUUGAACAAACUGAAAAGGCCCCUCCUGCGGCGAAAGCUCCAGUUGCGAAAAAGAACGAGCCAAAGGAUAUUCGCAAUUUUGAUUACACAGCUCGCAGCUGGACAGGAAAGUCUCCCAAGCAGUUCCUCAUAGACUGGGUCCGAAAGAAUCUGCCCAAGAGUCCGGCACCGGCUUUCCACAAGGUCGCUGCCGGUCGAUACUGGAGAUCCAAGGUGCGUGUGCAAAGGACCGAAGAUGUUCUUGAAGUUUGUCCAACGAUCUUGACGGAGGACAGCAUGCAGGCUCAACAUCUGGCCGCCACACUGGCCCUCUACACCCUGAUUAAAGGACAGUCGGUACACCAGCUCCUCCCUCCGACCUACAGAGACGUGUGGCUGGAGUGGAGAGACAGCGAGCAGCAGCAGAAGGAAGAGAGUCGCACUGCUGCCAACAAACCUCGAGACCAGUUCAUCUCCCGGCUUCUGACCAGACUCAAACAGCAGCAGGCCCAGAACCAAGACCAGGAGUUUGGAUCCCAAGGCCAGCUGGGGCUGGUCAGUGCUGGGGAUGAAGAGCCUGAAGAGUCCUGGGAGAACCUGGCUGGUCUUGAUAUUGGGGAGGCGGGUCAAGAACUGGAGGACAAGAGUGAGAAAAGAGGGAGGGGGGAAGGGGCUCUUGCGGCAUCCAGAGAGAUCUUAAUGAAGCUGAAGAAGUCCCCUCUGGCCCACAAACUAAAGGCAGAGCGAGAGCAGCUUCCUGUCUUCCAACACCGGUAUCGGGUCCUGGAGGCUCUGCAGCGACACCCUGUGGUGGUGGUGGCAGGUGAGACGGGCAGUGGAAAGAGCACCCAGAUCCCUCAGUUCCUCUUGGAGGAGCUGUUAACGGGAGGCAAGGAGGCGAAGCCCUGCAACAUCGUGGUGACCCAGCCCCGCAGGAUCUCCGCCAUGAGCCUGGCCUGCAGAGUCAGCCAGGAGAUGGGCUGCGAGGAUGGGCCGGGAUCGAGGUCGUCGCUGUGUGGAUACCAGAUCCGGAUGGAGAAUCAGUCUGGGGAGUGGACCCGCCUGCUGUACUGCACUACUGGAGUCCUGCUCAGGAAGCUCCAGCACGACAGACACCUCAGCUCCCUGACGCACAUCAUCGUAGACGAGGUCCAUGAGCGCAGUGUCCAGUCAGACUUCCUGUUAACCAUUCUGAAAGAUGUUGUGAUGAGGAGAUCCGACCUGCAGCUCAUCCUCAUGAGUGCCACAGUGGACUGUGACAAGUUCUCCAACUACUUCAACCGCUGCCCAGUGAUCAGCAUUCCCGGGAGGACUUUCCCAGUGGAGGUGUUCCACUUAGAAGAUAUAGUGGAGCAGACGGGGUACGUUUUGGAAAAGGACUCGGAGUACUGCCAGAAAAUUCUUGAAGAUGAGGAGGAAGUCAGCAUCUCUAUCACACAGAAAGGAGGCAAGACAGGACAGCACCAGGAGGUGAUAUUGAGGGACUCUUCCGGCUGGGACCUGGGUCCGGAUCUAGACCACUUCAGCAGCAGGACUCGGCAGAUGCUGCAGUACAUGAACCCCAAUAAGAUCAAUAUGGACUUACUGGUUGACCUCAUCGACUAUCUAGACAAAUCCCCACAAUUUGCAGUGAUGGAUGGAGCCGUUCUCGUGUUCCUCCCGGGUCUGGCUCACAUCCAGCAGCUCCACGACCUGCUUUCUUCAGACAAGAGGUUCAGGGACAAAAACAGGUACAGGAUCGUUGCUCUCCACUCCACUCUCUCAUCAAAGGACCAGGCUGCUGCCUUCACAGUGCCACCUGCUGGAUUUAGAAAGAUUGUCUUGUCGACUAACAUUGCUGAGACAGGUGUGACUAUCCCCGACGUUGUGUUUGUCAUCGACACCGGAAAGACUAAAGAAAAUAAGUACCAUGAGAGCAGCCAGAUGAGUUCCCUGGUGGAAACUUUUGUCUCCAAAGCGAGUGCCCUCCAGAGGCAAGGGAGAGCAGGACGCGUCCAACACGGCUUCUGCUUCAGGCUCUAUCCAAAGUUCAGGUUUAACUCCUUCAUGGAUUACGCCAUUCCAGAGAUACUACGGGUCCCACUGGAGGAGCUCUGCCUUCAUAUCAUGAAAUGUCAGUACGGCUCCCCAGAGGACUUUCUGAGCCGGGCCCUGGAUCCCCCUCAGCCCCAGUCGGUCAGUAACGCCGUCAACCUGCUGAGGAAGAUCGGCGCGUGUCACCCCGAACAUCAUCUCCUCACCCCUCUGGGACACCACCUGGCGGGUCUGCCCGUCAAUGUGAAGAUUGGCAAGAUGCUCAUCUAUGGAGCUAUCCUCGGCUGCCUGGAGCCCAUAGCAACCAUCGCGGCAGCAAUCUCAGAGAAGUCUCCCUUCUCCACACCGAUGAACAGGAAGGAGGAAGCCAACCUGGCCAAAGCCGCCCUGGCAUUGGCCAACUCUGAUCACCUGACGAUAUAUAAUGCAUAUCUGGGGUGGAAGAACUCCCGGACGGACGGACAAAGGGCAGAAAUGUCCUUCUGUAGAAAAUACUUCCUCAAUCGCACAGCGCUCAUGACAAUAGAGGGUGUGAAGCACGAGCUGAUGAAGAUGAUGGAGCAGGCGGGUUUCUGGUCGUCUCGCUCCAAGCCACAAGUGGCGGCGGCGGCGGCGGGGGCGGCGCUGUCCAAGCAGCAGAUCUCCGUCCUGAACGCGGUGCUGGCGGCGGGGCUCUACGACAGCGUGGCCCGGGUCUUGUGCACCCCCUCUGUGGAUGUGCUCGAGCGAGUGGCCUGCACGGUGGAGACGCCCCAAGGCAAGGCUCAGGUCCACCCCUCGUCCGUUAACCGCAACCUGCAGACACACGGCUGGCUGCUUUACCAGGAGAAGGUGAAAUACACGAAGAUCUACCUGCGAGACACCACUCUGAUAUCUCCCUUCCCCAUGCUGCUGUUCGGAGGCGACAUCGAUAUCCAGCACAGAGAAAGGCUCAUCUCCCUAGAUGGGUGGAUCCACUUCCAGGCUCCUGUGCGGAUUGGCGUGAUCUUCAAACACCUGAGGAAGCUGAUGGACUCUUUGCUGGAAAAGAAGCUGGAGAACCCGAGGAUGAGUCUUGAAGGUGAGAGGACCAUCCAUAUAAUUCUGGAUCUGAUCAAAUCAGAGUGAUAUGGGACCAGCAAAGGAUCCGAUUGCCCCUGAAGAACCUCCAGCAAUACCUUUUCUUCCACCAUCGACGUGGACAUCCUGAAGAUGAACUGAUGCUUACCGAGAACUCUUACUCACAUUGAGGACUGUAUCGUAUGAAAUGCCAAAACAAAUGUGGGAAUUUGAAAGAGAUAAAAGUAGAAGAUUGUGUUGACAAAUGGAGGUGGAAAUAAAGCUGUACACAUUUUUA
Messenger RNA from Cyclopterus lumpus (lumpfish), 4553 nucleotides. RefSeq names its product DEAH (Asp-Glu-Ala-His) box polypeptide 29 (gene dhx29). The record is from RefSeq and is a predicted model, not a curated record. Gene Ontology annotation, molecular function: RNA binding; ATP binding; RNA helicase activity. The coding region runs from base 191 to 4324 and encodes 1377 amino acids. Gene Ontology annotation, cellular component: intracellular anatomical structure. The transcript is spliced from 28 exons. Gene Ontology annotation, biological process: translational initiation. NCBI's taxonomy places the organism in Eukaryota, Metazoa, Chordata, Actinopteri, Perciformes, Cyclopteridae.